AUGUACCUUUUGGCUGUGAUAGGCAAUGGCUUGGUUAUGGCAGUGGUGGCCUGGGACAGGAGUCUCCAUGAACCCAUGUAUUUGUUCCUGGCCAUGCUGGCACUCAAUGAUGUCCUUCUUUGUACUGUCACAGUGCCCAAAAUGCUCCUCAUCUUCUGGCAGGGCCCUUCCCCAUCAACGUUUCCUGCGUGUCUCACACAGAUGUUUUUUGUUCAUGCUCUGUUCCUCUCUGAAUCUGCCAUUCUACUGGCCAUGGCUUUUGAUCGCUAUGUGGCUAUCUGUGCACCACUCCGUUAUGCAACCCUAUUUACAGGCUCUCUCAUCAGCAAGGUGGCCUUGGCUCUGGUGUUUCGAAGUGUGGCCGUAGUUACCCCCGGUGUCCUCCUCAUUCUUCGCCUGCACUUCUGCCGGAGCAACAUUAUCCGCCAUACCUACUGUGAGAACAUGGUCAUUGCCAAGUUGGCCUGCAAUAGCAUUGCCCUUAAUAGCAUUUAUGGGCUCACUGCAGCUCUCCUCACUACAGGGCUGGACUUUGUUCUCAUAUCCCUGUCCUACUGGGUAAUCCUGAAAACAGUCUUUAGGCUACCGUCUAGGGAAGCCCAGACAAAGGCCUUUGGAACCUGUGGAGCUCAUAUAUGUGUCAUCUUGAUAUUCUACACUCUGGCCUUCUUUUCCUUCUUUACCCAUCGCUUUGGAAAACAUGUGCCCAGGCACACCCUUAUUCUCUUGGCAAACCUCUACUUACUGGUGCCACCUACCAUGAACCCCAUUGUUUAUGGGGCAAAGACUAAACAGAUAAGGAUGAAACUACUAGUGCUCUGUCACCAUUCAAAAUGA
Myotis davidii is the source of this 837-nucleotide messenger RNA. RefSeq names its product olfactory receptor 52D1-like. The record is from RefSeq and is a predicted model, not a curated record. Gene Ontology annotation, molecular function: G protein-coupled receptor activity; olfactory receptor activity. Gene Ontology annotation, biological process: G protein-coupled receptor signaling pathway. Bases 1 to 837 code for a protein of 278 amino acids. NCBI's taxonomy places the organism in Eukaryota, Metazoa, Chordata, Mammalia, Chiroptera, Vespertilionidae. Gene Ontology annotation, cellular component: membrane. The transcript has a single exon.